AUGAAUAGAAUAAGAAUUUAUUCAUAGCGUAAUCGCUACAAUAGCAUUGAUGAAACCAAAUUCAAAUCCUCAACAUAUAGACCAAUUCAGGAAAAAAAUCUCUAAUUGAUAAAUAAGAAUACUCUCAUUCUUUAUAUUAACAGAAUUUGCAAAUAUAUUCAAGAAUUACAAUAAUAUAAGAAUGAAGGGUAUAUUAGAAAUAUUCUUAACAAAAUAUUUACAUCAACGUCCAAUUUUUAAGAUAUCUAAGAAAUAUUUAACAUUCCUGUUGUUCAUCUUAAUCGUGAUAUAUUACUGAAUAGAACCAUUAACUUAAUUAAUACUUUAUAAAUCAAACCCUCUUAAUAAACUCUUUAUAUAUCAAAUUUUAUGAAAUGGUUUGCUUACUUCGAUGAAUUAUUAUAUAACGAAAUGGAAAAAAUACAUGAACAUUAUCUUUAAGGCAUUUAAAGCAAAAUUAUUGAUUAAAUAAAACUUAAUAAACACAAAUAAGUUGAACUAAAGAGGACUUUAAAUCCAAAAAAAAAAGAAAUUAUUUAAUACAUAAACUAAUUUACUAUCAAACCAAUUCAUAAAUAGUUUAGUUCUGUCUAAAAAAUUGAACAUUUUGAGAAUAAAUAUGGAGAAUUUGAACUUAUAUCUUCAUACUCCAGAAACUACGCCAAAUAAUUAGACAAAAUUAAUCUAGAUCUUAAUUAAUUUUAUUAAUGA
Paramecium sonneborni is the source of this 711-nucleotide messenger RNA. The record is from the annotation of a GenBank genome assembly. Lineage: Eukaryota; Ciliophora; Oligohymenophorea; Peniculida; Parameciidae.